CUUGGUUUUACUCUUGGCAAUGUGGUUGGGAUGUAUCUGGCUCAGAACUAUGAUAUUCCUAACAUUGCAAAGAAGCUUGAAGAUUUUAAGAAGGAUGUGGAAGCUAAGAAGAAACCUCCCAGCGACAAGUCCUAAGAGAGCAAUGUUACCCAGGUCACCUCUGUGCAUGCAUCAAGGAUGCAAUUUACCUUUCGGGCAACAAAGAUCAAGUAUAGGGUUGGCAUUGGAGGUUCCUCCACUUUUAGUCUCGUAGAACUGGAAUGUCCCUCUUUUGAAAGAGCAGCUGUGAAUUUUUCCUGGGACUGAUUUUCAAGGGUUUCAGAAUUUGGAUUUGCAGCUGAUGUGUGACUGGAUAAGAUUGUAUUUUUCGUUAUUGCUUUUCCUAAUAUUUUGUAACCCAUUUUUACCUGAUCCAAAUGGAGUCCUAUUAGUCCUGUUACUAUGCGUACCUCACACUUUGUUAUACCCUAGGUCUUAGAACAUUGCAAAAGAAAUUAAAUGUAUGAAGAAGUAA
This is a messenger RNA of Pelecanus crispus (Dalmatian pelican), 514 nucleotides long. NCBI's taxonomy places the organism in Eukaryota, Metazoa, Chordata, Aves, Pelecaniformes, Pelecanidae. The record is from RefSeq and is a predicted model, not a curated record.